Molecule: messenger RNA, 798 nt
Organism: Pelagomonas calceolata
Lineage: Eukaryota; Pelagophyceae; Pelagomonadales; Pelagomonadaceae
Source: the annotation of a GenBank genome assembly
GGCUUGAUCCCAUGAGGCCCAAUUUCAUCUGGCAUUCGCACUCAGGCGCAUUUGUGCGCGCAUCGAUGGAACGUCGCACAAUCUGAGCCAUUGAGAAGCGCACCGGGCCCGUACGCGAUCGGUGCGGCGACGCCCGACCAUCGAUAGCGGCACACAGAGCCAGUGGAGGCAGCCCCUCCGAGGCAGCAGCGGUUGAAAACGGGUGCGCGCCAUCGAUGGAGGAAGUCGACGCCGCGGCGCCGGUCGCGCCGUUCGUGCAGCAGCUCUACAAGCUCGUGCACGAGGGGCUUCACAUAACGUGGGCGGCCGACGGCGCCGCGCUGGUCAUCCCGGACCCCACAAAAUUUGCGGCGGACCGCUGCCCCGUCUACUUCAAGCAUAGCAACUGGACGUCGUUCGCGCGGAUGCUGAACAUGUACGAGUUCCGGCGGCGGAAGAGCGCCGACGGGAGCGCGGUCUUCGCGCAUCCCCAUUUCACGCGCGACGGGGCCCGGCUCGCGCGGGUGGUGCGGAAGAAGCGGGCGUCUUCAUCAUCUUGGGAGGACGUCGACGCGGUUGGCAAGUCAUUGGCCGCGGAGGACGUCGCGCGGGCAGCGGCGUCGGGCGUCGACUGGCGUCACCGGUGCCGGGAGCUCCGGCGGCGCGUCGAACAGCUAGAGGCGGAGAACGCGCGGCUCAGGGACGAACCCGCCGUCGUCCCGAGGCAACGCGAGCCGCCCGACCGCACAACGUUCUGCGACGACCUCUUCAGCCCCAAACGAAGGCGGUCGGGGGGCUGCUUCUAAAUAUGUGUUUGUG